GUAGCUCCGGCCGUCCAGGGCCACCGAGUCCACCACGGUGCCGUUCUUCAGGAUCUCCAGCGCGUACCGGGACUCGGGGGCGGCGCCCCCCCACUCCGGCUCCGAGUACGGGACCGGGGGGAACUUCCCCGCCGGGGCUGCCCGGGCAGCUUUAGCCUCUCUUUUGAUUUUAACGGGUUCACUACUGUCAUCCUCCCCUUUGUCCAGGGUUUUUGUCUUAGGAGCAGCAUCUUCUGCUGGUGUUUCUUCCUUCACGCUACCAGUGACACCAGUGACAGCUGAAGGCGCUCUGGCGCUGCUGUGUUUGUUGGCCAAAGAAGGCGCCGCCAAAAUAGCCGGUUUCUUAAAUGGCUCGUCCUUCUCUGGUUCCCUUUCAGCCCUAAAUCCAGUGUGAAUCCAGCUUUUUUUAAGUCAUUAUGAUGCAUUACUGGGGGGAGAUCCCUGGACCCGCAGGGGCUCCUCCAAGUCGCAGCUCCUUCGACUUGCUUCAGCGUGAGUUUCGCUCUGUGGAGAUGCAGGAUCCUUCCUUGCACCAGCCGUCAGCGCCGCGUCCUCGGCCCACCACCAUGCUGGACAUCCCCUCAGAGCCGUGCAGUCUCACCAUCCACACGGUGCAGCUGUGCCAGCAUGUUCGCCGCCUCCGUGCUCUUCUGGCAGCAGCCCAGGCCCCGACGCAGGGUCAGAGCUCCACGCCCUCUGAAGGGAGCAAUCGGCUGGAAGAGACUGAUGCCACGUUGCCCCUACGCCCCCCCACCCCACCUGUUAUGCCGGAUGAUCUGCUGCCUGCGGACAGCAAAGCCCCACACCGGCCCUUCCAGCUCCGACACAGUGACCCUGAGAGUGACUUUCAUAAGGGUAAAGGUGAACCAGUCACAGAGCUGAGUUGGCCCUCAUGCAGACAGCUCCUCUAUCAGUCAGUAGCCACGGUACUGGCCCACGUCGGCUUCGAGUCUGCCCAGGAGAGCGUGCUGGAGACCCUGACCGACCUAGUUCAUGAGCAUUACUUACGCGUCACACGCCUGCUGCGGGUAGCAGUGGACCGAGAGGCUCGUUUUGGAGCGAGUCCUUUCCCGGAUGUGGUGGAGCAAGUGUUCCAUGAAGUGGGCAUCGGCAGCGUGCUGGCCUUGCAGCGAUUCUGGCAAGUGAGAAUCAAGGACUAUCACAGCUACAUGCUGCAGGUCAGUAAGGAUCUGUCGGAGGAAUACGAGCGACUGGUGAAUCCAGAGAAAGCUCUGGAGGACUGCAAGCCCCCGAAGAUUAAAGACGAGCCCAUGAGUGACAUCUCCUUCCCUGUGAGCGAGGAGCCCGAGGCUGAUCUGGCCUCCGGGGACCAGGCUCUGCCCAUGGGGGUCCUGGGGGCCCAUGCUGAGAGACUAGUGUCAGGUCUGGACGGUGACAAUUCUCCUCAUACUUCAAGUGGAGCUGGGGCCAACAACUCCCCUCUGUGGCCCCACAUGAAGAUAGAGCCUCAGGAUGGAGAUGAAGGGCAGGGGCCCGGUCACCAUCACCACCACCAGCACCAGCACCACCACCACCACCACGGGGUGCUGGGUGGAGACGCCUUUGAGGAGGGGGGACCCAUGUCCACCAUGAGCGAGUCAGCGGGAGCCAUGGCCCCUUCACCAGGAGAAGCAGCGUCUGACGGCAGUUACGCCUCAGACUCGCCCGACUCUCUGAUGGGAACCUCGCCUGUCUUCAACCAGAGGCCCAAAAAACGGAUGAAGAAAAUGUGA
Messenger RNA from Cololabis saira (Pacific saury), 1733 nucleotides. It is a transcript of the gene supt7l, whose product is annotated as SPT7 like, STAGA complex subunit gamma. The transcript has 5 exons. The coding region runs from base 417 to 1733 and encodes 438 amino acids. Gene Ontology annotation, cellular component: SAGA complex. NCBI's taxonomy places the organism in Eukaryota, Metazoa, Chordata, Actinopteri, Beloniformes, Belonidae. The record is from RefSeq and is a predicted model, not a curated record. Gene Ontology annotation, molecular function: protein heterodimerization activity; transcription coactivator activity.